UAGAACCAGCGACCUUCUUGCUGUGAAGCGACUACACUACCCUCUGCGCCACCCACAACCAUUACAUUAACAAUGUAAAUGUUUAUUAUUGUUCACAAAAAACGACAGAUUUAACUGAUAAUGACAAAAGUAUAAUCUUUUCAUAACAGUGUUAAAUUUGAUCAUUCAAUGUCAGUAAUUUGAGAAGAGGUUUUAAUGAUCAAACCUAGUAACAUCAAAAAUUCAACGACGUGCUCCACCCAGGACCUCUAGACACCUAUUGCAUGUAAGGUCAAGUCACAGAAAAAUAACUAAAAUUUAUGAAGAUUAGUCAGUGGUGAAUAAAUUAACACUUUUUUAUUUGAAAUGAACUAUGCCUUUAAUAACAUAUUUAUAAAUUCUCCACAUUCAGAUUUAAUGUAUAUGGCCACAUUUUAUGAUUUGAGCAGGGUUUGAAGAUGGAAGGACUUGGCUCGAACAUAGGGAUCCACAUCAAUGAGAUUCCUGUCAGUUAUGCCAAAUGUCAACAAGUCCUCAAUGACAUCUGGCAAACAAUGACUCCAAAGAUGGUCAUUCAUUUAGGCAUAGCCCCAGGGGCCAAAGGCAUCACAUUGGAGCAAACAGGGAAGAACUACUGCUACAAAGACAAGGAUGUGAGCGGUCUGUGUCCUGCUGGUCACUGCUGCGUUGAGGGAGGACCAGAACAACUGAACUCCAUCAUAGACAUGAGGUCUCUUGGCAAGCAUCUAAAAAGUAUGGGGCUCGAUGUCAUUUACUCCAGGGAUGCCGGGAGGUACUGUAACAACUACAGUAACAAUUUGAAUAAUGGAUAAAAUGUAUUACUUUAAGGUAUAGUUAAAAAAGUUUGCUGGCCAAAAAAAGAAGGUUGCUGGUUUGAGUCUCCGCUGGGUCAGUUGGCAUUUCUGUGUGGAGUUUGUAUGUUCUGCCUGUGUUCGUAUGAGUUUCCUCCGGGU
Danio rerio (zebrafish) is the source of this 953-nucleotide messenger RNA. The record is from RefSeq and is a predicted model, not a curated record. Lineage: Eukaryota; Metazoa; Chordata; Actinopteri; Cypriniformes; Danionidae.